AUGGGUAAUAAUAAUUCUACAACAUCAUCAAAUAGUGGUGGUGGUAGUAAUAGUAAAAAUGAUGAAGAUGAAUCAACUAAAAAAAAGAGAGAAUUAAUAUUAGAAGAAAUUAUACAAACUGAGAAAUCUUAUGUAACUUAUUUAUCAGCGAUUCAAGAGGUUUAUAUUGACCCAUUAAGAAAUCAACAUAAGUCAUUAAUAAAAGAAGAACAUAUUAAAUCAAUUUUCUUAACUGAAGAUUUAUUAAAAUUUCAUGUUGAAUUCUUUACAGAGUUAGCCAUUUGUUAUAACUCUUUCAGUUGGUCAAAUGAUAUCUUACCUCCCAAUUCUCUAACUAAAACAACAGUAACUACAACCAAUCAAAAUAGAUUAUCAACAGUUACCACCACUACAACCACUUUCUCAUCACCAAAUUCAAAACCUCAAAAAUUAAAAGAAAUCACCUCAUUGGAAUCAACUGUUGCAAUUACAAAUAUUUUUAAUAAAAAUCAAGAAAAUUUUAAAAUGUAUAGUAAUUAUAUUAUUGGAUAUGAUGCAUCAGUGACAUUAUUAGCGAGAUUAAGAAAGAAAAAAGAUUUUUCAAAUUUUUUAGAAAAAUGUAGAAAUGAUAGUAGAUGUAAUGGACUUGAUUUGAAUUCAAUAUUGAUUAUGCCAGUUCAACGUUUACCACGUUAUGUUUUAUUAUUGAGUGAAUUAAUUAAACAGACACCUCCAAAUCAUGCAAAUGUAAAAUUAUUAAAUAAAUGUUUAAAAGGUAUUAAAGAAGUUACUUCUUUCAUUAAUGAAGCAAAAAGAGAUGAUGAUAAUCAAAUUAAAACUCAACAACUUCAAGAAACAAUAAUUGAUAAAGUUAAUAUUCAUGAAAAUGGUAGAAAAUAUAUUUUAGAUGGUGAAUUUUUUAUACAUUCAAUUUAUCCAUUAAAAGAAGAGGAUUCAUUAUUAAAGAGAUUAAAGAAAUAUAGAUCAGGUGGUAAAUCAUCAAGUGAUGAAUUGACUGAACAAUGGGUAUUUCCAGAUGAAUUUAAAGUUUCAAAAGAGACAAUAUUCUAUUCGUUUAAUGAUUGUUUAGUGUUAUUACAAAAGGCUCAAAAAUCAAUACUAAGUGGUUUGAAAUCAAAUAAUAGAAUUUGGAAUAUCAUUGAUGUUUCAUUAUCAAGUAAAAUUAGAGUUAUUGACGUUUUAGAUAUUUUCAAUCUAACAAAUUCAAUAUUACUAUUUAUGGAGAAAUCAAUUUAUUUCGUUCAAUUAAAAAAUAUUGAUAAAGAGAAAUUUAUUAAAACUUUAUUAAUGACAAAAGCAACUUCUGAUUGGAAAGAUUUAGAUAAUAAUGAAAAUAAUAAUAACAAUAAUAACAACAUAGUAGCAGAUGAUUUACCAAGUGUAUUAUCAUUAAGACCUGCUAUUGAAAGCAGCAGCAGUGGUAGUAAAGGAUUCUUUUCAAAUUUAACUUCUUCAUCUUCAACUUCUUUAUCAACUUCAACAACUUCUGCUUCUUCACAAAAUCAUAAAAAAUCACAAAGUACAACAACAACAUCAACUAAAAAUAAUAGUAAAAUUACAAAUAAAUCAUCUCCAAGUCAAUCAAAUCCACCACCUCCUAGAAAAAGUACAAUAUUUGCUUCUUCAGAAAAGAAAAGUUAA
Molecule: messenger RNA, 1641 nt
Organism: Dictyostelium discoideum AX4
Lineage: Eukaryota; Evosea; Eumycetozoa; Dictyosteliales; Dictyosteliaceae
Gene: gxcE
Exons: 3
Coding region: 1-1641 (546 amino acids)
Biological process (GO): intracellular signal transduction
Molecular function (GO): guanyl-nucleotide exchange factor activity
Source: RefSeq, a predicted model, not a curated record